CCUAUGUUUAUUAAAAUCACCCGUUGUAUUCUUUUACUAAGUUUAUUCCAUCUUGUUCAACCAAAAAAGACAGGAUUUGUACCAUACACCUAUGUUGUUGAAUUCGAAAAGACGCCUUCUGUAUUAUCUAAACGAGCCUUAUUUUAUGACCAACUCGAUCAUCACAACAUCAAUUACACUGUCCGGCAUGAAUAUCAAUUAAUUCAUGCUGUUUCGAUUGCAUUCAAAUCAGAACAAGAUACUGCUUUAUUUUUUGAAAAAGUACCUGGUAUUAAGAAAGCAUGGCCAGUGAACACGAUAACGAAACCUUCUUUUUUACAUGUACAAAAUGAUGCUGCUAUAUCAAGCAACUAUAUUACACCUCUGUUUGAUCAUUACAACAAUACAGGCGUAUCUAAAGUCAGAGACGAAUUAGGAAUGACAGGCAAAGGCAUUAAAGUAGGCAUUAUUGAUACGGGUGUGGACUAUAUGCACCCUGCUCUUGGUGGUUGCUUUGGUCCCAAUUGUCGCGUAGCCUAUGGCUAUGAUUUUGUAGGUGAUGCUUAUACUGGCGAGAAUCUACCUAUGCCUGAUCAAGAUCCUCGCGACAACUGUAAUGGACAUGGUACACAUGUGGCAGGCAUUAUUGGAGCCAAGGAUGCUCAUUUCACCGGCGUCGCACCUGAUGUUAUACUAGGUGCUUAUCGUAUUUUUGGGUGCUCUGGUAGCAGUGCAGACGAUGUGAUUAUGAAAGCCAUGGAAGCAGCUUAUUUAGACGGAAUGGAUAUUAUCAAUUUAUCUUUGGGCGAUAUAGGAUGGCCUGAAUCACCUUCUUCUUUGUUGGCUGAUGAACUAGCGCUAAGAGGCAUGGUAGUCUGUGCUGCAGCGGGUAAUGAAGGUGAAAAGGGCAUGUUUGAAGUGGGUGCGCCUUCUCUUGGAGAACAUGCUCUCUCUAUUGCAAGUGUUGACAAUGGGUUUGUUCUCUCUCAUACCUUUCAGUUGAACAAUAUGACCAUAGGCUAUACCACAGCAACCGGAAAGGUGUUUGAUAUCGGGGAAGCACAGAUUGUGCCUACUUCUACUUUUUUAGCAGCCAAUGAUGCUUGUAAUCCAUUGCAACUUGACUUGAAAGGCAAAGUAGCCCUUGUGAACCGUGGUGGAUGUAUGUUCUCUCGUAAAAUCAUGCAUGCAGCUAAUGCAGGUGCCGUUGGUGUGCUUAUUUAUAACAAUGCGCCUGGUCCUAUAACGCCUUCUGUUUCAGAGCAUGCAGCCACUAUUGAAUAUGGAGGUAUUUCUUACCAGGAUGGCAAUCUUCUCUUUCAGCAUAUAUCCCAAGACAAGGCCGUAUUUUCACCUCAAGAUGUGAGUUUUCCUGUACCAACAGCUGGGUUUAUCAGUGACUUUAGUUCAUGGGGACUUGGACCUGAUUUAAGCUUGAAGCCUGAUUUAAGUGCACCGGGAGGACAGAUGUAUUCCACUUAUCCCUUGGACUUGGGGAGUUAUGCUACACUCAGUGGUACAAGUAUGGCAAGUCCUUAUGUAGCAGGCAUUGUGGCUCUGCUUCAAGAGUCCAGAGGUGGGAAUCGAGCCAUUAGUGCACAAGAAGUACGCACCAUGUUACUUAACAAUGGCCAUCCCUUUGGUUUAUUUGAUCAUAAGCAACAUUUGGAUUCUGUAGCACGACAGGGUGCAGGCUUAGUAGAUGUCUAUCGUGCAAUAACGACAGAUACGUUUAUUACACCUGAGCAAAUCCGUUUAAAUGAUAUAGACCAUGGUGCUGCCAAUCAUGAAUACACACUCACGAUUAAGAACAAUGGACGUAUGGCUACUGAGUACACGAUUGGCCAUGUUGUGGCUUCUUCCGCUCAAGCCUAUCAGUCCCUUGCCAACACGCUAUUGCCCCUGAGUAAACCUGCUAUGCUAACCAAUGGAUCUGAAGCUCAAGUCCAAGCACCUGCUACUGUUCUUGUCCAAGCCAAUGAACAAAAGAACAUCACUGUUCGUAUUACGCCACCCACCCAGGCACUUCCUCCUUCCAUCUAUUCAGGCUAUAUCACGGUGACCAAGACACACAACCCUAGCGAUAUCAAAUAUGUGCCUUAUGCUGGAAUGACGAGUAAAUUAUCUCAAUUGCCUGUUUUACUGGUCAAUAACACCAUGCCCCGCAUGAUCAAUGAAAAGGUCAAUGUUUUCUCUCCUGCUUUACUUUCCUUUCAAUUGAUAGAAUCGACACCUUUGUUGACGAUUGCUGCUGUCAAUGCUUCGAAUCCUUCUCAAAACUUUGGUUUAAUUCCAGGAGGUUAUACACGCUAUUUAGGAAGAAACAGCAUCCAGGAUCCUAAUGAUGUUCUGUUACUUAGCUGGUAUGGCAAUGUAGCCAAUUCACCUGAACAAGCUUCUUUAGGUCCACUCAGUCGUCAUCAAAGUACAACUACCUUUGUGACUCAAGACAGAGGUAUUUCUCAGACAGGUAUGAUGGGAAAUCAGCUAGCAGCUCUAGGAAUCAAACUACCUCAGGGUUCUUAUCAACUUAAAGUCAUGGCACUUCGUCCUUUUGGCCGUGAUGAUGAUGAAGAAGAUUAUGAUAUAUGGUACUCACCCAACAUUCAAAUAAAUUAAAACUCCGAAAGGAAAUUUUUUAGUCA
Messenger RNA from Gilbertella persicaria, 2624 nucleotides. Its product is annotated as peptidase S8/S53 domain-containing protein. Gene Ontology annotation, biological process: proteolysis. The transcript has 5 exons. Lineage: Eukaryota; Fungi; Mucoromycota; Mucoromycetes; Mucorales; Choanephoraceae. The coding region runs from base 4 to 2598 and encodes 864 amino acids. Gene Ontology annotation, cellular component: membrane; cytosol; cell wall. The record is from RefSeq and is a predicted model, not a curated record. Gene Ontology annotation, molecular function: serine-type endopeptidase activity; tripeptidyl-peptidase activity.